AGCCUUGCUAUGGGGUGGGGGGAGAGAGAGGACGAGAGCAAGGGAGCGCGGGCGGGCGAGCUCGUCCGCUGUCAGAGCGUGUUCCCUCGCGGGGGCGGCCCCUGGCAUCGUCGGCCGCCGCCGCUGCAGUCGCUGCUGCAGAUCGCCCCGUCGGAAGAGGCAAGCCCUCUCCUCCUCCUCCUCCUGCCGUCUCUCCCCGUGGUCCUCUCCCUCUCUCCAUGGCCAGCGCGGGGCUGCAGCUGGUGGGCUACUUCAUGGCCCUGGCCGGCUUGGUGGGCUCCAUCUGCUCGUCGGCGCUGCCCCAGUGGAAGCAGAGCUCCUACGCCGGGGACGCCAUCAUCACGGCCGUCGGGCUGUACGAGGGCCUCUGGAUGAGCUGCGCCUCGCAGAGCACCGGGCAGGUUCAGUGCAAGCUCCACGAGUCGUUGCUCUCGCUCGACGUUCAUAUCCAGACUUCCCGGGCACUCAUGGUGGUCUCCAUCCUCCUGGGCUUCGUGGGGGCUGUUGUCAGCGUGAUCGGAAUGAAAUGCACCAAAGUUGGAGACGAGAAUCCCGUGGUGAAAAGCUGGAUCGCUGUGUUGGGGGGUGUCUUCUUCCUACUAGCAGGUCUGUGCACUAUGACGGCUGUUUCAUGGUACGCGGCACGGGUGACGUACGAGUUUUUCAAUCCCAGCACGCCGGUUAACGCCAGGUAUGAAUUUGGACCUGCUCUCUUUGUGGGGUGGUCAGCAGGCAGCCUGACCAUGCUGGGCGGAGCCUUCCUGUCCUGCUCCUGCCCCAAACCGGAAGAGAGAGGGCAGCAGUACUACCGGCAGUCGCAGCCUUCCACAGCUAGAGAGCCCCCUGUAAAAAGGGGAGAUCAGUCCGUGUAAUGCCUUCGGGGGGAAGAGAGAGACAUGGUUCUGGGCCUGAGCUUUUCAAUCCAAGAGACCAAAGUGACUAUAGCAAGGACAUUUUAAAAAAAACAAACACAAAGCAGACACCCCACUGUGUUUCCCCAAGACCCCUUUUCCUUAUUGGGAGAGAGAAAAAUGAAAAACCAGAAAUGCAUCUUUGAAAAUGAAAGUUGCUCGUUUUCGAAAUGUUAAAAGGUUGCAUUAACUUUUCCCCAUGGUGCCGUUUAUACUGCUUGACAAUAUGGUUCUACCUUUUCAACAACGACAACAACAAAAUAUAUAAAUGUUUCUAAUGGUUUGUACUAAACAUUUGUCUUAUUAAAAUAUUUUUAUUGCCA
Podarcis raffonei (Aeolian wall lizard) is the source of this 1234-nucleotide messenger RNA. RefSeq names its product claudin 19 (gene CLDN19). Gene Ontology annotation, molecular function: structural molecule activity. The record is from RefSeq and is a predicted model, not a curated record. NCBI's taxonomy places the organism in Eukaryota, Metazoa, Chordata, Lepidosauria, Squamata, Lacertidae. Gene Ontology annotation, cellular component: plasma membrane; bicellular tight junction. The coding region runs from base 219 to 872 and encodes 217 amino acids. Gene Ontology annotation, biological process: cell adhesion; bicellular tight junction assembly. The transcript has 5 exons.